Heterocephalus glaber (naked mole-rat) is the source of this 3742-nucleotide messenger RNA. RefSeq names its product neurotensin receptor 1 (gene Ntsr1). NCBI's taxonomy places the organism in Eukaryota, Metazoa, Chordata, Mammalia, Rodentia, Bathyergidae. Gene Ontology annotation, biological process: neuropeptide signaling pathway. Gene Ontology annotation, molecular function: G protein-coupled neurotensin receptor activity. Gene Ontology annotation, cellular component: plasma membrane. The record is from RefSeq and is a predicted model, not a curated record.
CGGCGCGGGGCUGCGGAGUCUGGAGCCGGAGCCAGAGCCGGAACCGAGCCUGAGCGUGGCGGGCGGGCGGCCCGGGUCGGCGCUCCCGCUGGACGCUGGACGGCGCGGCCUCGCCUCGGCGCCCUCCCCUCGGCUCCUCCUCGCCGCCACCGCCUGAGGCGACCCCACCCUCGCCCCGACUUCUAGCACCGGAGACGCGGACGGAGCCGGGCCAGCGCCCACCAUGAGCCUGAACAGCUCCACGCCCGGCGCCCCCGGCUCACGGAGCGUGCACCCCUUGCCGCCCGCGCAGUCCGGGCUGGAGGCGGCGCUCCUGGCCCCGGGCUUCGGUAACGGCUCGGCCAACGCGUCGGAGCCCGUCCUGGACGCGCCCAGCAGCGAGCUGGACGUGCACACCGACGUCUACUCCAAGGUGCUGGUGACCACGGUGUACCUGGCGCUCUUCGUGGUGGGCACGGUGGGCAACGCGGUGACUGCUUUCACACUGGCCCGCAAGAAGUCGCUGCAAGGCCUGCAGAGCACCGUGCACUACCACCUGGGCAGCCUGGCGCUCUCCGACCUGCUCAUCCUGCUGCUCGCCAUGCCGGUGGAGCUGUACAACUUCAUCUGGGUGCACCACCCCUGGGCCUUUGGGGACGCCGUCUGCCGCGGCUACUACUUCCUGCGCGAUGCCUGCACCUACGCCACCGCCCUCAACGUGGCCAGCUUGAGUGUGGAGCGCUACCUGGCCAUCUGUCACCCCUUCAAAGCCAAGACCCUCAUGUCCCGCAGCCGCACCAAGAGGUUCAUCAGUGCCAUCUGGCUGGCCUCGGGGCUGCUGGCAGUGCCCAUGCUCUUCACCAUGGGCCAGCAGAACCGAAGCGCAGACGGCCAGCACCCUGGGGGCCUGGUGUGCACGCCCACCGUGGACACAGCCACCGUCAAAGUCGUCAUCCAGGUCAACACCUUCGUGUCCUUCGUGUUCCCCAUGGCGGUCAUCUCGGUCCUGAACACCGUCAUCGCUAACAAGCUGACCAUCAUGGUGCGCCAGGCUGCGGAGCUGGGGACACAGCCUGGCACGUUCAGCAUGUCCAUCGAGCCCGGCAGGAUCCAGGCCCUGCGGCACGGUGUCCGGGUGCUCCGUGCUGUGGUCAUUGCCUUCGUGGUGUGCUGGCUCCCCUACCACGUGCGCCGCCUCAUGUUCUGCUACAUCUCGGAUGAGCAGUGGACCCCGUUCCUCUAUGACUUCUACCACUACUUCUACAUGCUGACCAACACGCUCUUCUACAUCAGCUCCACCAUCAACCCCAUCCUCUACAACCUCGUCUCGGCCAACUUCCGCCAGAUCUUCCUGUCCACCCUGGCCUGCCUCUGUCCCGCCUGGCGGCGCAGGAGGAAGAGACUGGCGUUCUCACGGAAGACCAACAGCGUGUCCAGCAACCACGGCUUCUCCACCAGCGCUACCCGGGAGACACUGUACUAGGACCCCCGGGGACCCACGAGGCCCAGGAGGCGCUGCUGAACGUGCCAGGCUGUGUCCCCAGCUGGCUGCACUGGGGCCCCGGCCCGCCUUGGCCCAGAGGCCCUUCCUUUUCAGCUUCUCCCCUCAGCCCAGCCCUCUCCCCACACCCCUCUCUCCCCCUCCCCUCCCCCUCUAAAAGCCAGAGCCCAGAGCCUGUUCCUUUCCCAGAUCCAAGAAGGGCCUUUGACAGGAGGAAUUAGUGCUCAGAGAAAGGCAGCUUCCUUUGUUCCCAGACUAAUGGAUGUUUAGGGAGAUGGAUAAGGAAAUGAGAGGGCUAUGCUGGGCUGGCCCCUGGGCCAGGCCUUCGGCAGCCCUGCCUCAGGACUGCUGCUGUCUGGCCCACCAGCUCCAAGAGUGUGGGGUGCUGCAGGCCCACACCCAGCUCCCCACCCUGGAGAGGCUCCCACCGUGGCUCUGGGCCUCACACCAGGCUUCUCCUCCAGGCAUCCCUCCCUCCCACUGCCCUCACCUGGUCCUCCCCCUAGCCUGGCCUUACCCAGGCCAACUCCAGAGGUCCUGCAUGGACAUGAGGUGGACAGGCGCUGGCGCCUGGCCCUCUGAGGAGCAGCAGAUCAGUGGCUCCUCCUUCCCGGCCCGUGCACACAGCUGGCAGCCGGCCAGGCCGAGCUGGCGCCAGGGUGGGGGCUCUGAGAAGGGUCACAUGGGCCAGGGUGGUGGGCCAGGUCCUGAGCAGGUGAGAAGACAGGCCUGGAUGUCCAGGCACCCAGCUGGCCAGCAUCUCUGGGCUGAGACAGGCCCAUCUGUCACCAGACGCCGGGCGGCGGUCCUGGCCCCCAGCUCCAGGCGCCAGGGAAGGCAGGCGCCUCCUCGGUCUCUAGGAGCCAUCUCCAAACAGGGCUGGACCAGCCAGGCUCCCUGCCGAGAAGGUUGCCUGAGCCCCAGACCAGGCAGGGGCUGGAGUGGGAGUGGGAGUAACAGGAAGGACCUGGGAAGCAGAAUCUGGCCUGGGAAAGUGGGUUUUAUGGUCUCAGGACCAUGAAGGAAACCAAGCAUGGGCAGACAGCCUGCAGGAAGCACUGCUUUGGGAUGCAGGGGCCCAGCCCUGGCCGGGGCAGCACUGCCUCUCUGGACCAAAGUGCUGAGUUGGAGGCCAGGUUAUGAGUGGCCACCCGGAUCUGGCCACCCUGCCAUGAACUGGUGUGGUACUUGAAGCCACAAAAUCCCUCUGCAAGCCAUGUGACCCUCCAGGUCACCAGGUUGGGGCGGGUGCAAGUCAGGCCCAUUUGCGGACCCCAGGGAGGACCUUGGCCUCUGAGGGCCCAGCCGUGCCCAGGUCUGUUGGGCCCAGUUGGUGUGGUGCCCCCUGCUCAGUGGGUAGACUCAGAGUUUAGCCAACCCAAAGGCCUGAGCCAGGGCCCAGGCACCGGAUCCUGAACCAGCACUUGAACUUAGGAUCAGACAGGCCAGCCCCUGAAAAGACCCCUACCUUCCCAGACAUUGCCAAUGGCCUGAUUCCUCCGAGCCUCUGUUUCUUCACCUAAGAAACUAGCGCAGCCAUUCAACCCUCUUGGCUGGCUGAGGCUGUCCUGGAGGACGGGGCCUGGAAUGGACAGAAGGGACAGUCCCUGAGAUGGGCAGGGCGACCCCUUCCGCCGGGCCUCGGAUGCUGACGGUGCAGGUCAGCAGGGAGGGUGUGAGCUACAACGGCAAGUCCUCGUCGCUGCUGUCUAUGCUGUGUCCGUGGGCCUGAUGGAGAAAGGGACGCAUCUGGACUGGCUCUGUGUCCCAGUCCUUGGCCGUGUCGCAGUGGAGCUCUGAAGGCUUCGCUCUGUGUGCUGUGAGCUCACGCCCCAGGGAGUCCAGAGCCCAUGAGCCCAGUGUGUUGACAAAGCCUGUCGUGUGCCUCCAGUGUCCCUCCACGUCACACCCCUCCACACUGCAGCCAGAGCUCAAACCCCUGCGUCUCUCAAUAAAGGAGAUUGUGGGCCCCCAACUUGGACUCUCUCGUUACGGGUCUCGGAGCCAUCCUUUCAUCCAUCCCUGCAGACAGGGGCUGCCGCGGUGGGCUGCUGUCCACUCACCUGCUGUUGAAACACAUGGGCACUGGUCACAGCUCCCAGAGGCUGGGCCCCACCUUAGUCUCCUCCCCGCGGUGAGCCACGGAGCCCCCAGCCUCAUCUCAGCUGCAUGCUUCCUCCUGGCAGAAAUUUCUCCACGGCAGUUGACCGAUGACUUUUAAAAUUCUGAUUAAAAUUUUAAAAAUAGAAUCACUGGGGCAGA